UUGUUUACUUACAAUAAUAUCCGAAUAGUAAAUACAAAAUUUUUACAAAAAUUAUCGAUCGUACAUAAGAAAUGAGCUCCUUUCGGUUAAAUUCUGGUGAUUCCGAUUUUAGGAAUAGGCAGAAAAAAAUAUUCGAUCAGCUUUUCGUUUUGGAAAGUAACCAAAAAGCUUCAAACAAUGAUACUGGAACAUUGAUUCAAGAUGAUAUAAUGUCAGAAGAUUUAGAGCCACAGAAGUCUUAUAUCAGAGAAAAAUCAAAAGUUACUAGGGCAGAAACGAAGCAUUUCAAGGGCAGGGAAAGCAUUUUUAAAAAACCUCAAAAUCCUGCCCCAAGAAAUUAUGUCAAUCGUAUGCCUGACUUUAAGAAAAACCCUCACAAGUGGACGAGAUAUUCAUUAGAAGGUGUGGACGAUAUUACUGAAGAAAGCAACACAAAAUCUGCUAUGUCUUUUCUAAAAGAGUUAGCAGAAAGAAAGAAGAUAGAGAGUGGUAUGGAGGAAGAAAGUGAGGAACUGGAAGAGUUGCCUUCAAAAAUCAUCUUUAAAAGGCGCUUUUUAAAACGCGAACAUACCACACACCAGACGGCUGAAAAUAAGUCUUCAUUUGAAAAUUCUAGGUUGGUUAUGGCAGAAUAUGUGGUGGGACAGGAGGUUAAAGCCAAAAGAUCCAAGUUAAAUAAACCAAAAAAAGGAGUUGAGUUAAAAUUGGAUCAUCUUACUGCAUAUGAAGAUGAAUAGAGUUUGAAGUUUUGAAUUUUUAGAUUGUUGCAAUUAUUUAUUAAGGAACAUUCUCCUACAUAUGUAAAUAAUAAAUAAGGUUAAGAAUGUUGUUUUUAUAACUGUAAUUAAUGAUAAUGUUGGAGUUAAUAUUUUUUUUGUCUUAUUUUUGUAUAUUUUUGCUUUAGUUACAAACUAAACUAAAAUUUUUAAUCAAUAUUUAAAAAAAUGGAGUUGGUAAUUACUUAGGAACAAAAUGUCUGAUUCCUAACAAUUUGGGACCAGUUGGACAUAGUAGAAAAAUCAAUUUUUUAAAGCAAAAAACAUAUUUUGAUUUUA
Molecule: messenger RNA, 1055 nt
Organism: Cylas formicarius (sweet potato weevil)
Lineage: Eukaryota; Metazoa; Arthropoda; Insecta; Coleoptera; Brentidae
Product: U5 small nuclear ribonucleoprotein TSSC4
Exons: 1
Coding region: 72-737 (221 amino acids)
Source: RefSeq, a predicted model, not a curated record